Rotaria sp. Silwood1 is the source of this 4035-nucleotide messenger RNA. NCBI's taxonomy places the organism in Eukaryota, Metazoa, Rotifera, Eurotatoria, Philodinida, Philodinidae. The record is from the annotation of a GenBank genome assembly.
AUGGAUUUUCUGGAACUUCCUCGAAACGUUGAACAUCAUACGUUUUAUUUAAGUUCAUGUGAAUCAGGCGCUGGUAUCGACACACAUGAUUCAAAUAUAUCAUCAAGACAUUCAUCAUUGUCAUCGAAUUCAUCAUCAUUGAAUGUUGCUUUACCAACACAAACAUCAUCUACUCAUAAAAAUGUUUUUUUAAAUGUACUCAAACGUUUACAUUGUUUAACAUUACGUCGUAAAAAAAAUGGUCGAUAUCGUUCCCUUUCAACAUCAUUACAUCUUUUCUUUAAAAAUCAUCAACAAUUAUCAAACGAUAUGAAUCAAUCAACAAUUGAGUUUUGUAAAUCUCCUUCUAGUCCACAAGUAUCAAUCAUAAGAACAGAUAUUGAAAAUACUCCUUUAUCAAAAAAAAACAAUUAUCAUAGUUGCCAACAAUUAUAUCAUACCGGUGAAAAUAAUAAUAGAAUUGUAAAUAGUAAAACUUAUGAUUGUCAAAAACGAAAAUCAUUUAUUCAAUGUAUUAGAAAUUCUGAUAAGACAGUUAGUGAAGAUAAUAAUACGAAUACAUUAAGUUCAGUUGAUUUAGCUAUAACACCACAAUUAUUUCUACCUACAUUAGUAACAGAAUCAAAUUCAUCAGUUACACCCGUACAACAAUUUACAACUUUCGAUUUAAAAUCUGAUGACAGCAAUAGUGUUGAAAGUGAAAUUGAAAUUACUAAUAUUACAAAAGAAGGAUGUGAACGAGCAGAUACGUCACAAUUUGAACUCUUACAAACACUUGGCGCUGGUUCAUUUGGAAAAGUUUUCCUCGUACGUAAAAUUGUCGGUCCCGAUUCUGCUACCCUCUAUGCUAUGAAAGUACUCACGAAAGCAAGUCUUAAAGUUCGUGAUCGUCAACGAACAAAAAUGGAACGAGAUAUUCUUGCACAAAUUUCACAUCCAUUUAUAGUCAAACUUCAUUAUGCUUUUCAAACUGAGGGCAAAGUUUAUUUAGUCCUUGACUUUUUACGCGGUGGAGAUCUAUUCACACGUUUAUCAAAAGAAGUUAUGUUCACCGAACGUGAUGUACAAUUUUAUUUAGCUGAAUUAGCUUUAGCACUUGAUCAUUUACAUUCACUUGGUAUUGUUUAUCGUGAUUUAAAACCAGAAAAUAUUCUUCUUGAUACUGAUGGUCAUAUUGCAUUGACUGAUUUUGGUCUAUCAAAAGAAUCAGUUCCAACACAAGAUUCAAAAACAUUUUCAUUUUGUGGUACUGUUGAAUAUAUGUCACCUGAAGUUGUUUCACGUAAAGGACAUUCACAUGUUGCUGAUUGGUGGUCAUUUGGUGUACUUGCAUUUGAAAUGAUAACUGGACAUUUACCAUUUCAUGGUGCAAAUAGAAAAGAAACAAUGAAUAUGAUAUUAAAAGCUAAAUUAGCUAUGCCCACAUAUCCAUCAUUAGAAGCUCAAAGUUUAUUAAGAAUGUUAUUUAAACGUAAUCCAGCUAAUCGAUUAGGUGCUGGACCAGAUGGUUUUCGUAAUAUACAAAAUCAUCCAUUUUUUGAAUCAAUUGAUUGGGAUAAAUUAUAUAAAAAACAAAUUGAACCACCCUUUAUACCACCUAUUCAUUCCGAUUUUGCACAUUAUUUUGAUAAAGAAUUUACAUGUAAAACACCAACAGAUUCACCUGGUAUUCCACCAAGUGCUGAGGCUCAUGAAUCAUUCCAUGGUUUUAGUUAUAUUGCGCCAGAAUUGAUACAUGCUCGUCAAAAUGAUUCAACAUAUGCAAAUAAUGUUGACCGACGUUUAAGAUCAAUAGUUGGUGUUAAAUCAACACCAUUUCAAGAUGAAUAUGAUGUAAAAGAAGCUUUAGGACAUGGUAAAACAUCAACAUGUUAUCGUUGUAUACAUCGACAAACAGGUGAAGAAUAUGCUGUUAAAAUAAUAAAAGAUCCAAGUAUAAAUGAUCCAUCUGAUGAAAUUGAAUUAUUAUUUCGUUAUAAUCAAUUACCACAUAUUAUUCGAAUACGUGAUGCAUUUUAUAAUGCACCUACAGUUUAUAUUGUAACAGAAUUAAUGCGUGGUGGUGAAUUAUUUGAUAAAAUUCGUCAAGAAAAAUCUUUGUCUGAACGUGAAAGUGCAAAAGUUAUGUAUGUUAUUAUAAAAACUAUUGAUCAAUUACAUCGAAAUUCAAUCGUACAUCGUGAUCUUCAACCUCGUAAUAUAAUGUAUGUUGAUCCAGGUCGUCAACCAUCCUCAUUACGUAUAGUUGAUUUGGGUUUUGCUAAACAACAACGUGCAGAAAAUGGUUUAUUAAUGACACCAUGUUUUACAAAAGAAUAUGCGGCACCAGAAGUUUUAUCAAGAAAAAAAUAUGAUGAAUCUUGUGAUAUAUGGAGUCUUGGAAUACUUCUAUAUACUCUAUUAGCUGGUAAUACACCAUUUGCAUUCGAUCGUAAUGAUUCACAUGAACUUAUUCUUGCACGAACGGCGAAUAAGUUAUCAUUUACGGGACCAACUUGGGAUCGUGUAACAGAUAAUGCAAAAGCAUUGGUAAGUGCCAUGCUUGAUGUAGAUCCAAAGAAAAGACCAACAGCAUUAGAACUUUGUAAACAUCCAUGGUUUGCUAAUAUGGAUAGCCUUCCGAAUACGAAAUUAAGCAACAUUCAAGAUUAUAAUCUUGUUCGACAUAAUCUUGAUGCUACAUUCAAUGCUAUCAAUACAAAUCCAAAUAAAAAUUUAAAACUUGGUCCGAUAGGUGAAUCAAAUUUAUUUAAACGACGUAAUGAACGAACUGCUCAUCAACAACAAACUGAAAAACAUCAACUAUGGCGUUUACAUAUCAAAAAUAAUGAACAAGUGGCUAGAAUGCUUGAAUUUAGUCGUUUAGCACAUAUACAUGGUAUUAAUUUUUGGUCGGAAGAAUUUCGUAUCAAUGUUCCUAUCGAUGUUAGUGUACCACCUGAAGUUAUUGAUAGUUUUGCUGAAUAUUUAUCAUCAUUUAAUGAUAAAAUUCAAUAUGAUGUUAUUAUGAAAGAUAUUGGUGCAAUUAUUGAUAAACAAAAAUUAUUACAUAAAUUACGUCCAUCAACUGUAAAUGCUGAUGAUUUUGCUUAUGAUAAAUAUCAUACAAUUUAUGAUAUUCAUGCAUGGAUUGAUAAAAUGGUUCAAACUUAUCCAACAUUAGCAUCAACAUUUACUGUUGGUCAAUCAUAUGAAAAACGUGAUAUGAAAGGCUUAAAAAUAUCGUCGAGUAAAUUAACAACUAAACGUGACGGUACACCAAUAAAUAAGAAAAAAGCUGUAUGGUGGGAUGGAGGUAUACAUGCUCGAGAAUGGAUUAGUCCAGCAACAGUUAUUUAUAUUGCUCAUGCACUUUUAUCAAAUUAUAGUACAGAUCCAACGAUAACACAUUUAGUUGAUCAAUUUGAUUAUUAUAUAUUACCUGUAUUUAAUGUUGAUGGUUAUUCAUAUACAUGGACAAAAGAUCGUUUAUGGCGUAAGACUCGAAGUAAAACAAUUAUUCCUCUUUGUUAUGGUGCUGAUCCAAAUCGUAAUUGGGAUUAUGAAUGGUGUAAAGGUGGUGCAUCACAUGAUCCAUGUUCAGAUACAUAUUGUGGUAGUAAACCAUUUUCUGAAAUUGAAACAAAACAAGUUUCAAAUUUUAUUGGUGCUAAUAAUGAUAGUAUUGUACACUAUAUUAAUUUUCAUUCAUAUUCACAAUUAUGGAUGUCACCAUGGGGUUAUACAACUAAACCACCAAAUGAUUUCAAAUUACAAGAUGAUGGUUCUGCUCAAGCUGUAGAUGCACUUGGUGCUGUUUUUGGUACUCAAUAUGAUCAUGGUAACAUUGGUGCAACUAUAUAUAUUGCUUCUGGUAAUACAGUUGAUUGGACAUAUGGUACAGCUAAAGUAAUGUUUAGUUAUGCUGUUGAGCUUCGAGAUACUGGUGAAUAUGGAUUUUUAUUACCCGAAGAUCAAAUUGUUCCAUGUGGCCAAGAAACAUUAGCUGGUGUAUUGGCUUUAUUGAAAUAUAUUGAACAACAUGUUUAUGCAUAA